AUGAUUAUUUAUUUAGCUUUAUUUCUUGCAGCUCUAAGCCUUGCCGAUCUUUACUUGAACAGCCCAUUUCAAAGCUCACUUACUUCUUUCCCAAAUAAUAAUCAAAAUUUUACAUAUAGUUUGGAUUUAUAAUAAAUUAUCAGUAGUAAAUUUUAUUUAGUGUCAAAAUUUGCUGAGGUUAAAUGCCAAGAUUUUCAUUUUUGACAUAUCCACCAAUAAUAAGCAAAUUUCAAUAAGCAUAAUUUAUGGGAAUUUGUACUAAAACUUUCAUGAAUUAAUUAUUGAGGAAGUUAGAAUAAAAUCAUCAACCCCUGUUUCAAUGCAAAGCAGCACUGAUCAUUUUAUUCUUUCCCAAGAAACUCUUGGCAUCGCAGUAAGAAGGAUAAACACCCAAAUGCAGAUACUCUGGACUUACACCCUUUCAGGGCAAAACAAUUACAAUGCCAUUGACUUAAAAUUAGGCCUAACUACCAUUUAUGUAGUUUUAAAUGUGAAUUAUACAAAUCUUUCGGAAAUUCCUGCACUAACACCUUCAGUGAACCCUAAAAUAUCAACCUAUCAAAGCUUAUUACUAAUUAUUUCAAUGGACUCAGGGACUUUAAAAUCGUCUCAAUGGCUUGGGAAUUGUUUUGACAGCAACAGCUGGGUAUCAGAAAUUGCCUAUGAUGGGCUUGAUAUUUAUGCAGCCGGGACUGAUGACUGCAACGGUGGCAGAACUUGGGUAAUUAAAGUCGGAAAAUGGCAAAAUUUCUAUACUGGAAAAACUUCUAGCGUAAAAUUAAGCUUGACUGGGAAUUAUGUCUACUUAGCUAUGGGAUACAGUUCGGAUUCCAGCACAAAGGUCUGCAAAUUUGAUAAAUAUAUGAAUUGGCAGUGGGAAGUUGUCCUUGGGAAUAAAAUUCCUAAUGAUAUUUUGGCAGUUAAUGUAGGAGGAGCUGAUAAUUCUCUGGUAGUCACACAAAAUCAAAUUGUUUUAUUAAGCCCUGCUUCGGUUACAUUAGGGACCGUAAGUCUUUCUAAUGUAAAUUUUUUAAGCGCUAUUUCAAACUCAGUAAGUGGGUUUAUUGUAUCAGGAACCGCGACUUCAGGAGCUUUCGGUACUAGUAUUCAGGCCCAGCAAGCAGGAAUUCUUAUAUGAUUUAGCUCAUCUUUAUCAGUAUUAAGCUACAGAAUUUACGACUCAGGCACAACUGUUAAGAUUUCACAAUUCACCGAAUUAAGCUACAAAAGUGUCUCAGUGCUCCUUAAAAGCUCUGAAUCUUUCUAUACAAAUUCCUACUCCGGCACAGCCGUCUCCUCUUUACUUUUUUUCGCAUAUGACCCUUUUGCCUAUGCAAGCUGCAAUUCUUUAUGCUCUCAAUGUUUCGGAGAUUCUUCGAGUUCUUGCUAUUCUUGCAAUUUUUAUAAUAUAGACGAUUUUUCAUGUGGAGAAUGCGCUGAAAAUUGUGCAACCUGCACCAGUUCAAGCCAAAAAAAUUGCAUUACCUGUGCAAGUGGCUAUGUAUUUUUAAAUAAUUAUUGUGUCCUUAACUUAAACUGUACAGAUGGGACGUACCCAGAUAAUGAUGCCAAGGGUUGUCUAGCAUGUGAUACUUCUUGUGGAACUUGUUCAGGGCCUUCAUUUGCGAAUUGUACAUCUUGUGCUUAUGGUUUUGUAAAAAAUGAUUUAUUGUGUGUUAAUAAGUGCCCUAGCUAUAGGUUUCCUUAUAAUGGGGUAUGUACAGAUUGUAAUUCUGCAUGUGAGUCUUGUAAUGGACCAUAUAGCUCAAAUUGUACGCUAUGCAAAACAGGGCAAAUCGUAUAUAAAGGAUCAUGUCUAGCUAGCUGUCCUUCAAAUACUUAUAGUACAGGCAUUGAGUGCUUUAACUGUAAUGCUGCAUGCUCAGACUGCACCGAUAAAUAUUCAUAUUCCUGUAAAGCAUGUGCAAAAGGGUAUUUUUUAUUUCAAAAUGUCUGCCUCAAUUCUUGUCCUGCAGGCUACUAUUUUUCUAACUCUACCUGUUAUAGCUGCUCUUCUAAUUGUGCAAGCUGUUCUUCACAAUCUUGCUCAAAAUGCAAUGAAAAUUAUUUUCUCAGCUCAGGAAAAUGUUUGCCAUCCUCAGACUGCCCAAGCUAUACAUAUUUUAAUGGAACAGACUGUGUAUCAUGCCAUGCAAAUUGCUUAACUUGUUAUGGAGAAGAAGCCACAGAGUGCUUUUCCUGCACAUCAGCCUAUUUUUUAAAAAAUAAUUCAUGCACUGAGUCUGUAGCUGUCUGUAACUCUUCUCAGUUUAAAAAUGAUGAAAAUGCCUGUAUUGACUGCCAAGAAGGCUGCACUUAUUGUAAUAAUUCAAAAAGCUGCUUAAAGUGUGAAAGCAAUAAGGUCCUUUAUCAAGGAUAUUGUACUGAAAAGUGUCCAAGUAAAUAUAUGAGUAUUAAUGGAACUUGUGAAAAUUGUCCUGAUAGGUGUGAUGAGUGUCAAGAUGGGAACUGUGUUAAAUGCUCAAUGAAUUAUCAGAGUCAAGGGUGAUAUUUAUUAAAAAAUGGAGCAUGCGUAAAGAAUCAAACAGUUUGUGCGGAUUCUUAUAGCUAUGAUGAAGAUAAAGGGGUGUGCUUGUAUGAUGAAAAUGAUGAGAUGGAGAAAAAGAAAGAGAUGAUAAAGACAGCAAUUGGUUUGUAUCAAAUUACUUACUUCCCAUUCUUUAAAUUGGAACAAAAAAUCCUUAAAUUUUUCUCUUUAAAAAAUAUAAAUUGAAUGAAAUAUUUUGGAAUUUAAAUUUUAUUUAUGUAGAAUUAAUUAAAAAGUUAAUCGAUUCAGUGUGUGAAAGAUGAUUGCGCUUUUUCCAUUAAACUAGGUCAAAACUGAUUUUAUAUAAUUACGGUAAAUUUUGCUAUUAAAUAAAAAAAUCGUUCCAAUUUGAAAAUUUUUCGGAUAUUUUGUUCAAAUUUAAAGAUAGAGGAUUAG
Molecule: messenger RNA, 2944 nt
Organism: Blepharisma stoltei
Lineage: Eukaryota; Ciliophora; Heterotrichea; Heterotrichida; Blepharismidae
Source: the annotation of a GenBank genome assembly